Messenger RNA from Durusdinium trenchii, 509 nucleotides. The record is from the annotation of a GenBank genome assembly. NCBI's taxonomy places the organism in Eukaryota, Dinophyceae, Suessiales, Symbiodiniaceae.
GAUUUGAUUGGUGAGGAAUUUACCUCACACACCUUCAAACUCCGAUGGAGGUGGCACGCGCGUCGCCAUGGCAGCGAAUGGAAUCCACGCGGCACGUUCGUCUCUUAGGCUGGACUCUUCUAUUACCACAAUGUGGCCACCAACGAGACGCAGGCCGAGCCACCCUCUCCCUGGGAGAGACGCACCUCUCGACGAGAUCCGAAUGUCUUCUACUACUGGACCGGAGCUGUUCAGCCCUUGGGGCCACUGGCGGGUUGAGCCGGGUUGAGCAAAAGUACAUAGAAGUACCGAAGUACUGGAGGAAUCGUGAUACGGGCGAGACUUCUGUGGAGAAGCCAGAGAUUACAGUGAGGGAUGCUUCAGCAGAUCCAGAGCCAGCCUGAGUGUGGCUGCAAAACUUCUGGCUUGAUUUUUCUUCAACAGGUUUUCUUGCCAGUGGAAUUGUGUCCUCUGAGAGGCGCCCCAAAACCGCUGCGCGACAUCUUGUGAGCCCCGUUGCGCGCAGACAA